Molecule: messenger RNA, 801 nt
Organism: Fonsecaea pedrosoi CBS 271.37
Lineage: Eukaryota; Fungi; Ascomycota; Eurotiomycetes; Chaetothyriales; Herpotrichiellaceae
Exons: 2
Coding region: 1-801 (266 amino acids)
Biological process (GO): translational initiation
Cellular component (GO): eukaryotic translation initiation factor 4F complex
Molecular function (GO): translation initiation factor activity; RNA 7-methylguanosine cap binding
Source: RefSeq, a predicted model, not a curated record
AUGACAGCAACUGUUCCUCAAGGCACCUCUUCACCUGUAACUCCUGCCACCAGCAAUGCCAUCGACAAUCUUCGGCCCUCGUUGCCACGCCGCUCCUCUUCCCUGCAUAAACAAGUCAUAGCAAAACUCCGUCCUCUGCCAUUCCAAUACCGCUGGUCGGUUUGGCACUCCAAAUCUCACCUCCAGCCUACCAGCCAACAGUCACCCGAUGCAUAUCGAUUGACCAUGUUGGUUGAUUCGGUGGCCGACAUUGGCACCUUCUACCGCAUUUUCAACAACCUGCCCUGGUCGCAGAUCAAGCAAAAAGACAGCAUUCAUAUUUUUCGCUCCGGAGUCCAGCCGUUGUGGGAAGACGAGGAGAAUCGCAGAGGCGGGCGCUGGCUGAUUCGGGUUCGCCCAGAGGAGGGAAAAGAUGUCAGGUGUUGGGAGGAGAUAUGUUUGCUGUGCUGUGGUGGAGAAUUGCAGGCCGCUAUUGCCCGAGAACGUGACCAUAUCCUCGGAAUGUCCUUUUCGCCCCGGCAAUAUUUCACACACAUCUCAAUAUGGACCAAGAAAGGUGACAAUCUGACAAGUAUCAUGUUGAUGGAACGUGCCAUCCUCGCCGGCUUGUCGCCCGACCUCAGACCCAGAUCAAGCACCGACUUCAACUACCGGAGACAUGCGGAGAAGAUGGACCUGCAUACUCUGCAAUUCCAAGGUCGACAAUCUCAGAUAAACGCUCAAGCCCAAGCCCAAGCACCAGUUUUGCACGGAUCAACCGUCAGACAACCCGUCCGUGUACGAGCCUUGACAGUUGUCUGA